AGAACAAAAAAAAUACAAGGUCCGGUUGCCUGAUUUGAGGUAAAGUAAGUUGGAACAGACAGACAGUGCAAGCUUGUUCUUUCUCGUGGUUUACAUGUAAGAGACGCUCGGGUUCUCACCAGUAGCGGCGCCCUAUGGUAGCGCUAAAUUAGCGUCGACUUGAUAGCGGUUCGUUCUCUGACACCGGGCACGAUUCCGACAGAAAAGUAAAAACAUCGCCUGCUCGGAAUCUUCGGCCACGGUCAUGGCGGAGGGUUCAGACAGUCGAAUGACGGUUGAUGCCAAGGUGCUGUCGGCGGGCAUGAUGUACCGCAGCCGUCGUCGAAGGAGGCAUCGCAAGGCCAAUGAAGGCAUCACACAGCACCACGCCGAGAGCGGCGCCGAAGAGGAAAUGUUCAUGGAUGUGCCAUCGUCUUCACCAGGGUCAUUCGAGCACGACGACAACAAUGACGAAGGACUCAUAGAAUACGUCACACGCGACUUGCAGCCCGAUAUGAGGCAAUCCAACUUCAGCUUGGGAGGCGCGUCUCAGCUUUCACCAGUGGGGGUACCACUGGCUGGUGCUGCCGGAGCUUGCCUGUCAGGAGGUGGUAAAGCAACCCUUGCUGAGCGCCGCAUGAGCCUCCAGCGUCGCACGUCCAUGGAGGGAGAGAACCAGUUGAAGGAAGUGAUUAUGAGACUCGAGGAGCUGGGCGACAGCAUUGACGGUGACAUCCAGACGUAUAUAAACAGUGCGUUGAAGGAGCUGGCCAUUGAGUACGGGGAAGGAGUUUCCUAUUCGGGCUACCGUGGAGUUGUCGCUAAAAUGUUCAAAGAGUUCUCAGCCUCGUGGAAGACAGUCGCUGCAGUUUACAGAAUGAGUGAUGACCUCUUGGAAGAGGUUGAAGAGACGACAGGCAGCGAAGACCACAUCCUGCAAACGCAGCUUCAAGAUCACAACGUCCGCGCCAUCAUGGACGUUGCCGGGGACUUCCUCAGCAAGGUGGGCGGCUUGACGGCCAUUCUCACCGCCAAGCAAGAGGAUCUGUACGGGCCGGAAACGGAGCUUUGAGGCGGCGUUGUGUGUCUGCUCGUGCACUGCGGUUUUCUUGAUGCAAGCUCGGAAAUUCCCAUGCCAUGAUUGGGUAUGUACCCGCUCGCCGGCGGUAGCCAUUGUUAGGUGAUCGUUUUCAGCUACGUAUCUUGGUGGUCACGCUAGGGAAAUGCAUUGUGAGAUGCACUGUGCGCAUAGUUUAGUCAGGCAGCUUUAGACGACUCUGCUGGCAUAUUGUCAUUCUCACGCAAAGCUAUACUCUCGGAAAACCAUGAUAAAUAUCAGAUUGAUGACUACUUUCUUGAUGAAAGCAUAAGUAAAUAUAUAGGUUAGACAUCAAACAAUAAGAGGACAGAGAAAGUGUUUUAACUCUGAGUUUCACGCACUAAGCGAUCAUCAGAAAACAGUAAGGUUAGACAUCCUGGGAAACACGACUCUUGUUUACUGGCAUACAAGCACUUGAUGCAAACUAAGCCACCACAGUACAACUUGGCCUCUUUUAGUAUUGUGACUAUUAUCAAUCAUAUCACCAUGUCAUAUCACCAUAUUAUUUUGUCUUAGUCUUUCUGAUCUGUCCCACAAAAUAUAUCUCUUGGUGUGGAGAUUCUAAGUCGAGUUAUGACGCAACAAUUUGCCACUUCGUCCACGCUGUA
Sycon ciliatum is the source of this 1686-nucleotide messenger RNA. RefSeq lists its product as uncharacterized. The coding region runs from base 245 to 1051 and encodes 268 amino acids. Lineage: Eukaryota; Metazoa; Porifera; Calcarea; Leucosolenida; Sycettidae. The transcript has 4 exons. Gene Ontology annotation, biological process: regulation of apoptotic process. The record is from RefSeq and is a predicted model, not a curated record.